CCGGCGCCCUCACUGUCUUGGUUCUCCCGGCUCUCUGCUCUCCAUCCCUGCAAGAAGAGGAUCAACCCUGGGCCAUGAAGCUGUCCGCGCUCCUGUCUUUCCUUUCUCUCCUUCCGGUUGCCGUGCAGCUCCUGGACACUAGGCAAUUUUUAAUAUACAAUGAAGAUCACAGGCGCUGCGUGGAAGCAUUAACUCCCAGUGCAGUUCAAACUGCAGUUUGCAACCCAGACAGCGAAGCGCAGAAAUUCCGAUGGGUGUCUGAAUCGCAGAUCAUGAGCGUUGCCUUGAAGUUAUGCUUAGGGGUACCAUCAAAAAGUGACUGGGUUGCCGUCACUCUGUAUGCCUGUGACUCCAAGAGUGAAUUUCAGAGAUGGGAGUGCAAAAAUGACACGCUUUUGGGAAUCAAGGGAGAAGAUUUAUUUUUUAACUAUGGCAAUAGACAAGAAAAGAACAUUAUGCUUUACAAGGGAUCAGGCUUAUGGAGCAGAUGGAAAGUUUACGGAACCACAGAUGAUUUAUGCUCUAGAGGUUAUGAAGCCAUGUACACACUCCUGGGCAAUGCCAAUGGGGCAACCUGUGCAUUUCCAUUCAAGUUUGAAAACAAGUGGUAUGCGGAUUGCACAACUGCUGGGCGAUCAGACGGAUGGCUCUGGUGUGGAACCACUACAGAUUAUGACGUGGAUAGGCUAUUUGGAUAUUGUCCAUUGAAAUUCGAGGGCAGUGAAAGCUUAUGGAAUAAAGAUCCGUUGACCAGCAUUUCCUACCAGAUAAAUUCCAAAUCGGCUUUAACUUGGCACCAGGCGAGGAAGAGCUGCCAGCAACAGGAUGCCGAACUCUUGAGCAUCACAGAGAUACAUGAGCAGACAUACCUGACAGGGUUAACCAGUUCCUUGACUUCCGGACUCUGGAUUGGACUGAACAGUCUGAGUUUCAACAGUGGAUGGCAGUGGAGUGGGGGCAGUCCGUUCCGAUACUUGAACUGGUUACCAGGAAGUCCAUCAGCGGAACCAGGAAAAAGCUGUGUGUCACUAAAUCCCGGGAAAAGUGCUAAAUGGGAAAAUCUGCAAUGUGUUCAGAAGCUAGGCUAUAUUUGUAAAAAGGGCAACACAACUUUGAAUUCUUUUGUUAUCCCCUCAGAAAGUGAUGUGCCUACCAACUGUCCAAGUCAGUGGUGGCCGUAUGCAGGUCACUGUUACAAGAUUUACAGAGAAGAGAAGAAACUCCAAAGAGAUGCCUCGAUUGCAUGCAGGAAGGAAGGUGGUGACCUAGCAAGUAUACACAGCAUCGAGGAAUUUGACUUCAUUAUCUCCCAGCUGGGCUAUGAGCCAAGUGAUGAGUUAUGGAUUGGCUUAAAUGACAUCAAGAUUCAAAUGUACUUUGAAUGGAGUGAUGGAUCCCCUGUAACAUUUACCAAAUGGCUUCGUGGAGAACCAAGUCAUGAAAACAAUAGGCAGGAAGACUGUGCGGUGAUGAAAGGCAAAGAUGGGUACUGGGCGGAUCGGGCCUGUGAACAGUCUCUUGGCUACAUCUGUAAGAUGAAAUCACAAGCCCAAACUCCAGGAAUAGUGGAAGUGGAAACAGGCUGCCGGAGAGGCUGGAAAAGACAUGGCUUCUACUGCUAUUUGAUUGGACACACACUUUCAACAUUUACAGAAGCAAACCAAACCUGUGUGAAUGAGAAGGCUUACCUAACAACUAUUGAAGACAGAUAUGAACAAGCCUUUCUGACUAGUUGGGUUGGAUUGAGGCCUGAAAGAUAUUUUUGGAUAGGACUUUCAGAUGUACAAAACAAAGGAACUUUUCAGUGGACCAUCGCGGAAGGGGUUCAGUUCACCCACUGGAAUUCAGAUAUGCCAGGACGGAAAGCCGGGUGUGUUGCCAUGAGAACUGGGGUUGCAGGGGGCUUGUGGGAUGUCUUGAGAUGUGAAGAAAAGGCAAAAUUUGUGUGCAAACACUGGGCAGAAGGAGUAACUCGCCCACCAGAGCCUACAACCACCCCGGAACCCAAAUGUCCAGAGGAUUGGGGCACCUCCAGUAAAACCAGCUUGUGUUUCAAGCUGUUUACAAAAGGAAAACAUGAGAAGAAAACAUGGUUUGAAUCUCGAGAUUUUUGUAGAGCUCUGGGUGGAGAUCUAGCUAGUGUCAAUAAUAAGGAGGAACAGCAAACAAUAUGGCGAUUAAUAACAGCUAGUGGAAGCUACCACGAACUGUUUUGGUUGGGACUGACAUAUGGAAGUCCUUCUGAGGGCUUUACUUGGAGUGAUGGAUCUCCUGUUUCAUAUGAAAAUUGGGCUUAUGGAGAACCUAAUAAUUAUCAAAAUGUUGAGUAUUGUGGUGAGUUGAAAGGUGACCCUGGUAUGUCCUGGAACGAUAUUAACUGUGAACAUCUUAACAACUGGAUUUGCCAGAUACGAAAAGGACAAACACCAAAGCCUGAGCCAACCCCAGCUCCUCAAGACAAUCCACCAGUCACUGACGAUGGGUGGGCUAUUUACAAAGACUACCAGUAUUAUUUUAGCAAAGAGAAGGAAACCAUGGACAAGGCACGAGAAUUUUGCAAGAGGAAUUUUGGUGAUCUUGUUUCUAUCCGAAGUGAAAGCGAAAAGAAGUUUCUAUGGAAAUAUGUCAACAGGAAUGAUGCACAGCCAGCAUAUUUUAUUGGUUUAUUGAUCAGCUUGGAUAAAAAGUUUAUUUGGAUGGACGGAAGCAAAGUGGAUUAUGUGGCUUGGGCCACAGGGGAACCCAAUUUUGCAAAUGAUGAUGAAAACUGUGUCACCAUGUAUUCAAAUUCAGGGUUCUGGAAUGACAUUAACUGUGGUUCUCCAAAUGCCUUCAUUUGUCAACGCCAUAACAGUAGUAUCAAUGCCACGGCUCUCCCUACCACACCCUCGGUCCCAGGAGGUUGUAAGGAAGGUUGGAAUUUUUAUAAUUACAAGUGUUUCAAAAUCUUUGGAUUUGUGGAAGAAGAAAGAAAAAAUUGGCAAGAGGCACGAAAAGCUUGCAUAGGAUUUGGAGGAAAUUUGGUGUCCAUACACAAUGAAAAAGAGCAAGCAUUCCUUACGUAUCAUAUGAAAAACUCCACUUUUCACACCUGGACUGGGCUGAAUGAUGUCAAUUCAGAGCACACGUUCCUUUGGACGGAUGGCCGAGGAGUGCAUUACACAAACUGGGGGAAAGGUUACCCUGGUGGGAGAAGGAGUAGUCUUUCUUAUGAAGAUGCUGACUGUGUUCUUAUUAUCGGAGGGAAGUCAAGGGACGCAGGAAAAUGGAUGGAUGACACCUGUGACAGUAAGCGAGGUUAUAUAUGCCGAACACCUCCCGACCCUUCCUUGCCUAGUUCUCCAACAACAAUUCCAACAGAUGGCUUUAUUAAAUAUGGCGAAAGUAGCUACUCACUCAUGAAAUUAAAGCUGCAGUGGCAUGAAGCAGAUGACUAUUGCAAGCUUCACACUUCCCUGAUCGCUAGCAUUCUAGAUCCCUAUAGUAAUGCGUUUGCGUGGAUGCAGAUGCAGAUGCUGAAUGAACCUGUGUGGAUCGCCCUGAACAGUAACUUGACCAAUAAUGAGUAUGUUUGGACCGAUAAAUGGAGGGUGAGAUACACUAAUUGGGCCAGUGAUGAGCCCAGACUGAAGUCAGCGUGUGUUUAUAUGGAUCUUGACGGCUAUUGGAAGACAGCACGUUGCAAUGAAAGUUUUUAUUUUCUCUGCAAAAGAUCAGACGAAAUCCCUGCCACUGAACCUCCACAGCUGCCUGGUAGAUGCCCCGAGUCAGAGCACACAGCGUGGAUUCCUUUCCAUGGUCACUGCUACUAUAUCGAGUCUUCAUAUACAAGGAACUGGGGCCAAGCUUCUCUGGAAUGUCUUCGAAUGGGUUCCUCUCUGGUUACCAUUGAAAGUGCUGCUGAAUCGAGUUUCCUGUCAUAUCGAGUUGAGCCACUUCAAAGCAAAGCCAACUUUUGGAUAGGAUUGUAUAGAAACGUUGAAGGAAUGUGGCUAUGGAUAAACAACAACCCACUCUCUUUUGUCAACUGGAAGACAGGAGAUCCCUCUGGAGAAAGAAAUGAUUGUGUCGCUUUGUAUGCAUCUUCUGGAUUUUGGAGUAAUAUUCACUGUUCUUCCUACAAAGGAUACAUUUGUAAAAGACCAAAAUUUGUUGAUGCUGAACCUACUCAUACAUUAAUUACAACAAAAGCUGACCCAAGGAAGAUGGGCCCUUCCAAACCAUCUUCCAACGUGGCAGGAGUGGUAGUCAUAGUGGUCCUCCUGAUUAUAACGGGUGCUGGCUUCGCUGCGUAUUUCUUUUAUAAGAAAAGACGUGUGCCUUUCCCUCGAGAGGACACUUUUGAGAACACUCUCUAUUUUAAUAGUGGAUCGAGUCCAGGAACUAGUGAUACAAAAGAUCUCAUGGGCAACAUUGAACAGAAUGAACACGCAGUCAUCUAGAAUCACGGUGUGAUUUAGGUAUAUUUGAAUUUCAUAAGAUUAUAACUAAAAUGGUAAAGUCUUUCAUUCAAUGUGAUUAUUUCCUUUCAAAUUAGUGCUGUAUUACACUGGUCUGUCCUUUUCCUUUGCCUCAUGGAAAAAAUAACUGUUUAUUUUCUAGCCUGGCAAGAUAUUUUCACAAAAAAAGGAUAACGACAUUGACUACUAUGUUUAAAAAGAUCUUAGGUGAAUAUACAGCACUGGUGUGUAGCUAGUGUCAACUGCAUACAGAUUACAAGAACCCCAGAAACAACCAGCUAAGCUUCUUGAAAUCGUUUAAGGAGCUCCCAAAGAACUGUUACCCAUUGAAUAGUUAUUCGGUAAUUAGAUGAGCAUUUUAAAAGCCAAGUACAAAUAACCUCGGGUGACACAAAAAUUUAGUCACUUUUUUUCUUAUACCCAUCUUGAUUUUUACCCCAAUGAUUUAGAAUUAUAUUUUUACAUGUGCAGAAAGAAUAGGGCAGCUGAGAAUCUUGUUUGCCCCAAGCAGGAUUUUCCAGGCUGAAUAUUGCAAAUGUGUUCUUUGUCCUGUUUUAUGUAUAUCAAGAAUGCAAAGAUGUGAAAUAAAAAUAUAAAUUUGCAUAACUGGAUGUAUUUAGAUAAUGUGAAAUAGACAUCAAAAACAAGGUCUA
Aethalodelphis obliquidens (Pacific white-sided dolphin) is the source of this 5113-nucleotide messenger RNA. RefSeq names its product mannose receptor C-type 1 (gene MRC1). Lineage: Eukaryota; Metazoa; Chordata; Mammalia; Artiodactyla; Delphinidae. The transcript has 30 exons. The coding region runs from base 75 to 4442 and encodes 1455 amino acids. The record is from RefSeq and is a predicted model, not a curated record.